Neogale vison (American mink) is the source of this 682-nucleotide messenger RNA. RefSeq names its product chromosome 1 C6orf226 homolog (gene PEX39). The record is from RefSeq and is a predicted model, not a curated record. The coding region runs from base 11 to 262 and encodes 83 amino acids. NCBI's taxonomy places the organism in Eukaryota, Metazoa, Chordata, Mammalia, Carnivora, Mustelidae. The transcript has a single exon.
GCGGCCGGGCAUGGAGCAACCGGGCGGUCGGAGCUGCUCGGGCCCCAGCCCGGCGCCGGAGGAUGCAGCCCCCGCCUCGGUGAGCUUGGCGCAGCUCCUGCAGCUGGUUCAGCAGGGCCGGGAGCUCCCGGGCGUGGAGAAGCGCCACAUCGCGGCGACCCACGGCGAACCUACGUCGUCCCGGCUCCCGCGGAGGCCCAAGCCAUGGGAGGCCGCGGGAUCGGCCAAGGCCCCCGCGCCGCCCACCCUCGGAUCCCGGUAGAGGAACCGCGUGGAGGGGCCCUGCUCGGCUGAGGCAGGAACUGCGUCUUCCUGAUGGCACGGAGUGGGUUCCUGUGGCUCGAGGUCCUUCGCCUCCUAGACCUGGAAGGCGACUGUGUCCUGCAUCACCUGACCGCGGAUACCGGCCACGGUUAUUCGUCUUUUUGUGCAUUUGCCCCAACCGGUCUCAGCUGGACUUUAGCCUCCUGGGAGCGUCCUUAUAGUUGACUUUUGUAUCCGUAUUUCUGGAUCAUCGUCCUCAUUAAAAAAAAAAAAAAAAGUUUUUCAAAUCCCGUUUCAGACCUUGUAUUUGGCAAAUCUCAUCCUUUACUGAGAUGCAUUGAUGUGUUUUCAUUUUUUAAACUGCCACUGAGGACACACUUGACAGUCUGGCUCAGGGGGAAAAAAUUCUGUUAGUGAC